Messenger RNA from Pterocles gutturalis (yellow-throated sandgrouse), 2108 nucleotides. It is a transcript of the gene ARHGEF6, whose product is annotated as Rac/Cdc42 guanine nucleotide exchange factor (GEF) 6. Gene Ontology annotation, biological process: intracellular signal transduction. Gene Ontology annotation, molecular function: protein binding; guanyl-nucleotide exchange factor activity. NCBI's taxonomy places the organism in Eukaryota, Metazoa, Chordata, Aves, Pterocliformes, Pteroclidae. The record is from RefSeq and is a predicted model, not a curated record. The transcript is spliced from 19 exons. Bases 136 to 1992 code for a protein of 618 amino acids.
ACAGAUCAGCCGUCCAAAGGGCCAUGUUCACAUCUAUCGUCUCUUAGCUCUGCGGCCGGAGGUCCCCACGCUGACUCCAGCAGCACAGCUUCACAGUCGGCGAGGGUGUUAAGGAGGCAGUCCAAGGCUGUGGAGAUGACCGAGAAUGGCAGUCAUCAGCUGGUGGUAAAGGCCAGGUUCAAUUUUAAGCAGACCAACGAGGAUGAACUCUCCGUUAACAAAGGAGACAUUAUUUAUGUCACCCGGGUUGAAGAAGGGGGCUGGUGGGAAGGGACCUUGAAUGGAAAAACAGGCUGGUUCCCAAGCAACUACGUCAGAGAAAUCAAAUCUACCGAUAAACCACUCUCUCCCAAAGCAUUAAAAGGACUUGAAAGCACUCAGCUGACAAAGAAUUAUUACCCUGUGGUGUUGCAAAAUAUUCUGGAAACAGAACGAGAUUAUGCGAAGGAACUACAGUCACUUCUGGGAACUUACUUAAGACCCCUCCAGUCUUAUGAUAAGCUCAGCGCCGUGGACAUUGCAUCAUUGCUGGGAAAUGUGGAAGAAAUCUCUGCAUUUCAGCAAACACUGAACCAAGCCUUGGAAGAAGCUGCAAAGCUCCCCGAGAACCAGCAGCGCGUCGGAGGCUGUUUCAUGAACCUGAUGCCCCAGUUCCGCUCCCUGUACCUGACGUACUGUGGUAACCACCCGUCAGCGGUCAAUGUCCUCACACAACACAGUGAUGAGCUGGAGAAGUUCAUGGAGAGCCAGGGUGCGGCCAACCCAGGCAUUCUCAUCCUAACCACGAGCCUCAGCAAACCCUUCCUGAGGCUGGAUAAAUAUGUGACACUGCUGCAGGAGCUGGAGCGACACAUGGAGGAGGCGCAUGCAGAUCAUGAAGACAUUUUGAAAGCCAUCACAUCCUUCAAGUCCCUUGUGUCGCAGUGCCAAGAGCUGAGGAAGAGGAAACAGCUCGAACUGCAGAUCCUUUCUGAAUCCAUCCAGCGCUGGGAAGGAGAGGACAUCAAAACGAUGGGAAACAUCAUCUACAUGUCCCAGGUUAUGGUGCAGUGUGGGGGAAGCGAGGAGAAAGAAGAGCGAUAUUUCUUGUUGUUUUCAAACGUUUUGCUGAUGCUGUCUGCAAGCCCACGGAUGAGUGGGUUCAUCUAUCAGGGAAGGCUGCCUUUGACAGGAAUUACGCUGACAAAGCUGGAAGAUGCUGAAGGGAAUGAGCACAUGUUUGAAAUUGCAGGGAACGUGAUGGAGCGGAUCACCGUGUCCUGCAGCACCAGCCAGGACUUGCACGAAUGGCUCGAGCACUUGCAAAGGCUGACCAAGGGGACGUGCAACACCAUAUCCAAAACACAGUCCUGGAGUGCCCAUUCGACGUUUAGUUCAGCCGGACAGAUCCGUGGGCCUCUGGAACCCCCUAAAAUCCUCAAACCCUGGAGCCUGAGCUGCCUCCGUCCUGCUCCUCCACUCAGACCGUCGGCAGCGCUGAGUUACAAAGAGAGGAUGUCUUAUAUCUUAAAGGAUUCCAGCAAAAGUCCAAAAACAAUGAAGAAGUUCCUUCCAAAAAGGAAAACUGAGAGAAAACCAUCUGAUGAAGAGUUUGUUAUUCGGAAAAGUACUGCGGCGCUGGAAGAAGAUGCUCAGAUCCUGAAGGUGAUCGAGGCAUACUGUACCGGGGCAGGCUUCCAGCAGGCUCUCAGCUCAGGUUCCCGUAAAGACUCCAUCCCCCAAGUCCUUCUUCCUGAGGAAGAGAAAAUCAUCAUAGAGGAAACACGAAGCAAUGGCCAGACUGUCACGGAGGAAAAGAGCCUUGUUGACACGGUUUAUGCACUGAAAGAUGAAGUCAAAGAACUGAAGCAGGAGAACAAAAGGAUGAAACAGUGUUUGGAGGAAGAACUUAAAUCCAGGAAGGACUUGGAGAAGCUGGUGAGAAGGUUGCUGAAGCAGACGGAUGAGUGUGGCCGGGAGGAGACGGGGCGCAAGUCGUCCCUCAUCGCCUGAAUUCGGGGGGGAAGCUGCUGGCAGUGGUGUGUGACCUCAGGUAUUUUUUGGGAAGCGGAACUGGAUCCUUUGCCUCUUCUUGCUCCUUAUUUUGUUGGUUUUGGGAAUUUUGUUAC